AUGGAGUUGCCGAAGCUCAUCGAAGACUUUGAGCGUCUCGUCGAAUCGCUGGAUCGCGAUGAGAAGUUCAAAUACGGCCUCUAUCAUAUUCUUGAGAGUUUCGCCGGCGAGGUGAACUACGACGAGGUCGCCCGCGGGAUCUAUCGUCGACGAGCUCGAACGAUGAUGAACGAGGUGGCGGCGUUUGUCGUCAUCCGACGGCCCGGCUUCAAGAUCUACUGGAAUCAUCACUUUCUGCCCGCCCUUAAACACCUGAACACGAUGGAGAUCGAGUUGCAAGACGUCGAGGAGGAGGACACCAAGAAGCGCAUCAGAAUCAAUUCGAUGAAGGAUUUGAUAUUCAGCGGGCUCGGAGAGAGUGCUGGACGUUGGGAGGAAGAGGGUGAAGAAGAGGCUCACUUCGAAGCCAUCCGUCAUCGCGAAUUUCGCGAGGUGGAUUAUUUAAGGCAGUGCAUGGUCCUUCAGGAGAUUGAGGAAGGCGGCUCGGCGUCGGAGACCGACGCCGCAAUGGAAGGCGAGGAGGACGAUGACGAUUCUGAGGAGGAGGAGGAGGAGGAUGAUGAUGAGGAGGAAGAUGAGGAGGAUGCGAUGAGCGAGGAUCUCAGCGAUGUUGAAAUGGAUUUGGAUUCGAGCUUCUCCGACGCCAACGACGCUGAUGAUGAAGGCGCCAGCGAUACCGAGAGCGAGAUGGAGAUUGACGAGGAUGACUCGUUCGAUGAGUUUGAGUUUGACGACGAGCUUCGCGCUGAUGACAGCGAAUCGGAUGCUGACAUCACGAUGACCCCAUAA
Messenger RNA from Caenorhabditis bovis, 789 nucleotides. The record is from the annotation of a GenBank genome assembly. Lineage: Eukaryota; Metazoa; Nematoda; Chromadorea; Rhabditida; Rhabditidae.